UACCGGCAGUCUUACAGCUAUAAUACUACAAGUACUCUAUUGGUUUCUUAUUAUUUAUCUAAAAAUCGAAUAAAACUAUGCAUUUCAAGAGCGCCCUUAUUGUCUGCGUGGUGUAUUUCUUGACGUCAGCACGGAGCGGCGGACUAAACAGUGAUCAAUUGAAAGAGUUGGAUAAACUCUUUGCAAUUCAAAAAGAAGUUACCGGCGGAAUCAGCGAGAAGGAAAUUGCACAAAUCGUGGAAAAAACCUCUGGAAUGGAAUGGAAAAAUCUUGGAAUUAUGUUUAAAUACAAUUCAAAUAAGCGCGAUUUUACGAAUUUCCAAGAUUUAUUAGAGAAGUUGGCGGAUAUUGACAAAACCUCCGACACAACCGAGGUUGAAACACUUAAGUCAUUUGAAGUAAAUUUUCUCCUGGACAAGUUUAUGGAACUCUACGAAUUUAAUAAGCAACCGGGAUAUCUUACUGUUCAACAGCUAUUAAAAGUAUUUGACUAUUGGAGAAAACAAAAUAAUUUUUUGAAGGAACUAUUUAAAGAACUUGAAUACAAAAAAGGCGUCGGCUGUGAAAUUAACGCUGUGGAAUUCUUGUUGAUUUGGUUGGAAAUCAAAACAGAAGUUUGCGCUAACAAUGAUUGUUUAGUAUCUUUUGGUGAGGUUGCUGACGGCGAGGAUGACUUAAACUCUACUUCGACAUCAAUGGAAAAGUCGGAAGAAGCAGAAUAUUUGUUUAAUAAGUCUUAUGAUGAAGGUUAUUUAAACAGUGGUGUUCAAACAAUGAACUUUUCGGAUUUCAUGGAAAAGGUAUUCGAACAUUUUGAAAACCGUUGUAUGACUUGAAAUCUUAAAUAAUAAUAAUUGGAAAAAGUUCAAUAACCAAAAUUAUAUAAAUAAUUUUUGAAAUAUUUUUAUGUAAUUAUGAGUUGAAGU
Messenger RNA from Adelges cooleyi (spruce gall adelgid), 926 nucleotides. RefSeq lists its product as uncharacterized. The transcript is spliced from 7 exons. Lineage: Eukaryota; Metazoa; Arthropoda; Insecta; Hemiptera; Adelgidae. Bases 78 to 836 code for a protein of 252 amino acids. The record is from RefSeq and is a predicted model, not a curated record.